AUGUCUGGAAACAGAGGGCCUUCUAAUCGCUCGGAAUCGCCAACUCCCAGUGGCUCUCGUUUGCUGAAGCCACCCCCUCCCAUAGAGACGCCGCGUUCUCCUUCGAGAUCUACCCGCAGCCUCUCGCCUCCAAAGCCUGGCGACAAUUACUUGUCGUAUCCAUCAACAUCUCCUCGUCGUAGACAGAAUGGCCGCUCUUUGUUCAGUGAUCGACACAUCCCCAAUAGAACCGGCAUCGAUUUGCAAGCUGCAUUCAGUUUGUCCAAUCAAGACGUGGUGCCCGACCUCCGUGUGUCUGGCAAUGGAGCAGGCUCCAGUGCUAACCAUGAGGAGAGAAGUGCUAAUGAGAUCGAAUUACGCAAGGUGGAAGAGGCUAACAGGACAUUUUCCAGUGUGCUCAAGGCUGAGCUCUUUGGGGACCACGUUCCUAUGGCCACGGCCGACCUUUCACGGAAUUCGGCACCUCCAAGAGACAAUGCUGUGUCUGAUAAUCUUGCCAAUAUAAGAUCCUCAAAUUCUCGCCCCACCACCAUCACCUCCAACUCGGGCAGGACGACUCCGCCUCGAUCAACGUCAGGUUCAGUGUCUGCAACGCCUCGACUGACUAAUUUGUUCACAUACCAGCUGCCUAGCAAACCUAGACCAAUCUCUAGGGAUUUGCAGCAAGAGCUCUUCUCGUUAUCACCAGUGCGACUGGAAUCGCAAAAAUUCUUGCUUAGUCCCCAAAAGAAGCCCCGCAAAAUUUCUAAGGUCCCUUAUAGGGUUCUUGAUGCCCCAGAGCUUUCUGAUGAUUUCUACUUGAACCUCGUGGAUUGGGGACUGCAGGACGUGCUAGCAGUUGGGUUGGGUGACUCCGUCUACUUAUGGGAUGGACUGACCCAGUCUGUUGAGCGUCUUUGUGUUCUCGAAAAUAAAGACAAGGUCACAUCUCUUAGCUGGAUAGGGUCAGGCACCCAUUUGGCAGUGGGAACACUGAAAGGUUUGGUGGAAAUCUGGGAUGCAACUAAAAUCAAGUGUGUUAGAACUAUGACAGGCCACAAGUUUAGAGUGAGUGCUUUGGCAUGGAACGAGCAUAUUCUCUCAUCUGGUUCUCGUGAUCGAACAAUCUAUAAUCGUGAUGUUCGAGUACAAAGUCAUUACGUCAACAGCUUUGACAGCCACAAGCAAGAAGUGUGUGGUUUGAAGUGGAACGUUGAGGAAAACAAACUUGCCAGUGGAGGCAAUGACAAUAAUUUAUUCAUCUGGGAUGGACUCAAUCCGAAACCUCUUCACCAGUUCACCGAACAUAAUGCCGCAGUCAAGGCUAUUUCCUGGUCUCCUCACCAAAGAGGCAUUUUGGCAUCUGGUGGCGGAACGGCCGAUAAGACAAUCAAAGUGUGGAAUACGCUUACGGGGAACCGAGUCAAUAAUGUGGAGACUGGUUCGCAAGUGUGCAACUUGAUCUGGCUGAAGAAUUCCAAUGAAAUUGUUUCUACUCAUGGCUACUCACGGAACCAGAUCAUUGUGUGGAAGUAUCCUUCCAUGCAACAGAUUGCACAUUUGACGGGGCACACUUAUAGGGUGUUGUACCUCUCGUUGUCACCCGACGGAGAGACUAUUGUGACAGGCGCAGGAGAUGAAACGCUUCGGUUCUGGAAUGUUUUUGAAAAGAAUAGAAAUGAUGAGCCUCCGUCAUCUGUUUUACUUGAUGCAUUUCUGCAGUUGCGUUAA
Messenger RNA from Sungouiella intermedia, 1710 nucleotides. The record is from the annotation of a GenBank genome assembly. NCBI's taxonomy places the organism in Eukaryota, Fungi, Ascomycota, Pichiomycetes, Serinales, Metschnikowiaceae.